Salvia hispanica is the source of this 2553-nucleotide messenger RNA. Lineage: Eukaryota; Viridiplantae; Streptophyta; Magnoliopsida; Lamiales; Lamiaceae. The record is from RefSeq and is a predicted model, not a curated record.
ACAAUUGGGCAUCCACAACAAGGCCCCCGGUGGUGCAGCUGGCCUGGGAGGUUGGAGCCGACAACUGCAGUCGAGCUAAGUUGAACUCCUCUACUUACGCAUGUCGAGAUGAGAAGAGUGUUUGUGUUGAUCUCGAUAACGGCGGCUACCUAUGCAGUUGCGUCCAAGGAUACGAGGGCAAUCCUUACCUACUUCAAGGAUGCCAAACAAUUUCCUUUUCAAGUUCAAUUGCAAAAUUUGGAUGUCCUGAUCAAUGUGGGAAGUUAGCAAUUCCAUUUCCAUUUGGAGUUGGCCGGAAUUGCUACUUGUCGCCGUCUUUCGAAAUCCGUUGCAAUACCUCCACCAACCCUCCAACAGCCUACCUCGCCAUUCUCGACAAGGAAAUCUUCGCCAUCAAUUCGUCUACACUUUUAAUCAAGUAUCCAAACCUAGCUUGGAGUUGCUACAAUCAAACUGGAAUCACAGAGAAACAAAUCAUGAUUAUUGAUUUGUCGAGAACUCAAUAUACAUUAUCAGAAGAGAACUGGAUCGCUGCCAUUGGCUGCGAUCACAUGGUUGUCGCGGUUAUAGGAAAAGACAAACCAACUUCUACUCGCAGCACCUGCGCAACCAUCUGCUCCAACGAUCCAUUCAGCACCGCAAGCUGUCCGUUUUCAGUAAGCACGUAUUGGCCAGGGGAUGGCUGUUGUAGGGCCCCCAUUGCAAGGGGAACCACUUACCUUGAAGCAGAGUUGAGGGACUUGAGUGGACGUCGGCCAACUACAAAUUUCUCUUGCGGCUAUGCCUUGGUCGAAUACAAUGAGGAUGCUGGUGUUUCGUAUCGCUUCUUGGAUAACUCGACAGGAGCUGAUGAUCUCUUACUGUCAUACGGGAAGCUGAAGAAGGUGGCGUUGGAUUGGCGGAUUGGUGAUUUGAAUUGCAAGCAAGCGCGAUUGAAUCUAACUGAUUAUGUGUGUCAGAAUAACGCCGAAUGCAUUGAUUUUCAUGACACAGUUGGAGGCUAUCUCUGCAAUUGUUCCAUUGGAUACCGAGGCAAUCCUUACCUUAGCCCAGGCUGCCAAGAAAUUAAUCAAUGCGCCGAUAAUACAACAAACACAUGCCUCGCAAAUUCGAUUUGCGUUAAAACCCCUGGUUCUUAUAAUUGCUCAUGUCCCAAAGGGUAUAUUGGUGAUGGGAGGAAAGAUGGCGCAGGGUGUAUUAAGCUUCCACCAUCCAAGACCAAGAUGAUAAGUUUAAUAGGUGUGGGUUCUGGAUUGGGGUUUCUGCUUUUGCUUAUAGCAUGUUUUUGGUUGUUCAAAGCGUUGCAAAAGAGAAAGGAAAAAAUGGUUAAAGAGAAAUUCUUCAAACGAAAUGGUGGCCUUCUUUUGCAACAACAAACGAAUGAAGGUGUAUUAGGAAAAACAAAAGUUUUCUCUGCAAAAGAGUUGGAGGUAGCUACAGAUAACUUCAAUGAAAAUCGUAUUCUUGGGCAAGGAGGCCAAGGCACGGUCUACAAAGGAAUGUUAUACAAUGGCAAAAUUGUGGCCAUAAAGAAAUCAAAGUUGGUCGAGGAGAAUCAACUAGAACAGUUUAUUAAUGAAGUGGCGAUAUUAUCACAAAUCAAUCACAGAAAUGUCGUCAGAUUGUUGGGGUGUUGUUUGGAGACUGAGGUUCCUUUGCUUGUCUAUGAAUUCAUGCCAAAUGGGACUCUUUUUGAUCUUAUUCACGAUCCCAGUAAUGAAUUUCCAUUUACAUGGAUCAUGCGUUUGAAAAUCGCGGCAGAUAUAGCGGGGGCGCUAGCAUACUUACACUAUGCAUCUUCUGUGCCUAUCUAUCACAGAGACAUCAAGUCUAGUAAUAUCCUUCUGGACGAGAAAUAUGUUGUCAAAGUAUCGGAUUUUGGAACUUCGAGAUCAAUUGCAACAGAUCAGACUCACUUAACUACUUUAGUCAAAGGGACAUUUGGAUAUUUAGAUCCCGAGUAUUUCCAAUCGAGUCAGUUCACAGAAAAGAGUGAUGUUUAUAGUUUUGGAGUAGUUCUCGUCGAACUGCUCACAGGACAAAGGGCGAUAUCAUUUGACAAAACGGAUAAUGAUAGAAGCCUAGCAACACGAUUUCUUACUUGCAUGGAGGAGAACUGCCUAGACACAAUUUUAGAUCCUCUAAUUUUGGAGCAGGGUAUAAAGGAAGAGAUGAUUCUAGUUGCGAGUCUUGCGCAAAGAAGUUUGAAUUUGAAGGGGAAAAUGAGACCAACUAUGAAAGAAGUGGCUAACGAAUUGGAAAGUUUUAGGAUGUCUCAAAAUAUUGUCAAAGAUGAAUUUGAAGAAGUGAAAGUUUUUGAAGGUAGACCUAUGAUGAUUUCAGACACUGAAUACUCUUGGGAAACUAGCUACAAAAGUCCCCCGGAUCGUCUUCAGACAUACAUCCCUUAAUGUUCACAACUGAGUGAAAUUCUAUGGUAUUUAGUUUUAAAAUUAUAGUGUUUCAAGGGAGAUCAUUUAAUAGUGCAGAGGUGAGUAUUCAAACUUAUUAAGAUCUCAACUUCGUGUAUCUGUUACUGAUACUGUAUUUCAU